Messenger RNA from Chironomus riparius, 1017 nucleotides. The record is from the annotation of a GenBank genome assembly. Lineage: Eukaryota; Metazoa; Arthropoda; Insecta; Diptera; Chironomidae.
AUGAGGAAUUUAGCGUGCAUUGUUUUAAUUUUGGUCACAAUUACUAAUCGUGGAACAAAUAUUGCAAAUGCUGAAGAAGAAGUAGUUGAAGUAGAACUUGAAUGGAAUUGGGAAGCAGGAGUGCCACACUAUCCACAUCCAAAAUACAGUGAUGAUGAUGAAGUUUUGUUCUUUCCUCGGAUUAUUGGUGGAACUCCAGCAUUCCAUGGCGAGUUUUUAGCAAAAAUAUCACUUCAGACACGUCGCGGACAUCAUUUUUGUGGUGGAUCAAUUAUAGAUCUUCGUCACGUAUUGACAGCAGCGCAUUGCCUCACUGAGCUUGAUGGACGAGUUAUUCAUCCAAAUGAUAUACGAUUGAUGGGCGAUGAUUUAUCCAUAGAUUCCCGUGGCGCACGUACUCGGCAGAUCAGAUUUGCUACGCAUAUUUUUGCAUAUCCAAAUUACCAUGCUUUAACACUUGAGAAUGAUAUUGCCGUUGUGAGAGUUUCCGUUGCUUUCCAUCAAACGCCUACACUUCAGCCAAUGCCACGUUCUAGAAUGACUCCAAAUCCAAAUGAAGUUUGUCAGUUGGCUGGAUGGGGUGUCAUCCAUGAGGACAGAAAUAGGCCACAUCCAGUUCUGCUGCGAGUUGAACUUGAUGUGAUUAGUAUGGACUUUUGUAAUGGAACUAGCUCGUAUAAUGGAUUGAUUCCUGCUAAUACUAUUUGUGCUGGUACUAUGGAUGGAUCUCGUGAUGCAUGCUUUGGAGACUCCGGAGGUGGCUUGAUAUGCAGCAACCAAAUCGCUGGAGUUGUAUCAUUUGGGUUCGGAUGCGGUAGAAGAAACUUCCCAGGUAUCUAUGCAGACGUUUCACGCUACAAUGUCUGGAUUAAUGAAUGCAUUGAUUCUAAUUUGCCUCAUGAGGAUAUCCCAAGACCACCAAUAAUAUCAAAUUCUGUUGGGAAAUUUCAUCCACCCACUAAGUAUCUGUUGGUAAUGAUUGCAGCUGCAGUAUGGAUGAUUUUCAAUAAAGUUUGA